Heterocephalus glaber (naked mole-rat) is the source of this 3850-nucleotide messenger RNA. It is a transcript of the gene Fam221b, whose product is annotated as family with sequence similarity 221 member B. The record is from RefSeq and is a predicted model, not a curated record. Lineage: Eukaryota; Metazoa; Chordata; Mammalia; Rodentia; Bathyergidae.
UUCAAAGACAGACUCCGCCCCAGCCCCAGAGACGUUGCCUUCCUCACCCCAGCUAGAGUUAUGUGACCCCUCAUAGUCUCUCAUCCCUUACAGAACGCUCCACAGAUCUACAGGAACCCUGCAGAGAUACCCACAAACCCAGACUCCUCAUGGACGUACCACAGUAUCCGCACAUCCUAGAGACUCGCUCAAAACCUCCAAUCGGGUUCAAUGCAGACCCCCAGGAAACCUCACCCACGUGGGAAGUGACCUGACUGCUGUUGUCAUGGAGACUACUGGGCGAUCCUGUUGCCCUGGUGACCGAACCCUCUUCUCCAGACCCAGCACCUGCAGCUCGGCCACAACCAAGAGUGUUCCCUUCUCGGAACCAACACUUCCCCCUCAAGCUUCUGACCUACGGACUUUUAACAACCAAGCCAAAGCCCAGAGAUGGAAGCAAAUGAGAUCACGGAAGAGCAAGAUAGCAUCACCACCACGGAUGCAAAAGAACACCCCUCAUCAAAAGACUCCGAUAAUGAAAAAAAAAAAAAAAGACUCCGAUAAUGAAGACUUACAGGCGCUCCCUACCUCUGAAACACCAUUGGAGCCUUUCAUCUCCCAGACCCUUUUAGAGCCCCUUGCUGCUGAAACCUUUCCUGAUUCAUCUGUUUCUGAGACGCCUUUAGAGAUCCCCAUCUCUGAGAGCGCUUUGGAGCUUUCCAUCCCUGAAACCCCUUUAGAGUCCCAUACCUCUAACCCUCUUUUGGUGUCAUCCACUUCUCAGACCACUUUAGUACCCCAAGCCUCUGAAAGCCCUUUGAAGCCUUCCAUCCCCAUAACAUCCAUCUCUGACAUCCCUUUGGAAGCCCCUACCGCUGAGACUGACAUCUGUAACGUCCCAGAGAAAAACCUUAUUUUUCUGCCCUCAUUAGUAACCCGUGCUUCUGCAUCUCCUUCUGACAAUUUGAAAGAAGACCUCCUGUCUGAGUCUUCUUCCAAGGAGCUCCCUGAAUUUGAGCACCUUCCAAAGCACUUCCUUUCAGGCUCUUCAACCCAUGUAUACUUGGACACAUCUGCAAAACAGAAGGAAGAGGCAGGAGAACACAAGGACAUAGUGGAUACCAGCAGUGACAUCACUGCUCACACAACCCAGCCUGGACACCAGCUGGGCAAGAAGAAGAGGAAGAAUGGAAUUAUCUGUUGCACAGGCCACUCAGUGGUCCCUGCUAAGCAAGCAGAGCUGGUGGAGAUGGCUAAGGCAAUGCACAGAGAACAGUUUGGUGCUCAGAUGAAUCAUCUUUUCCAGUGGGAGAAGGAUUCAGCCCUGAAUGCCAUUCAGACAGGUCUCUAUAUCGGCUGGCACUGUCCACAUUACCUAUGGGACUGUUACCGGAUUGGGGACGAGUCCAAGUGCUUCUGUGGACACUUGCUGAAACAACACCAGAUCAUCUCAGACAUAUCUGUGCCCUGCACUGCAAGCCAGUGCCACUGCCUCAUAUUCUGCUUUAUCCCGUCACGCCCAGAGGAGGUGGGUGAUGUCUUGCUCCGGAGACGGGCCACCUUCAACCCCAAGGCCUGGAGGGCCCAAUGUCGUUGCAAACACAGCCAUGAAGACCACACAGCCAAUGGAGCCCAUCCUUGCAGGCAUCAUGCCUGUGACCGAUGCUGGGAGGAACAUGAGGCUUUCUUUGAGACUGAGGAGACCCGACGAGGAGGAGGGAGGCCUCAUGGGACACACACUGUCCACAACUGGCACAGGCCUUUCUGAGCCUGGCCACAUCAGCAAUAAAGUGAAAGUCAUUAGAAUAUGACCUGGCUCUUUAUGUGGCAGGAAAAGCCACAACUCAACUGUAAGAUCUUAGAGUCAGCACUUACUGGGGGCGAGACAGCACAGCCAAGCAGGAUGAAGCCUGGAUCCAGCAUCUGUCUCCAUCACACCCACAUUUAAGCUGCUAGCUCUGACAUGAGAAAUAGAAUGGCUUUAAGAAAGCCAAGGAGGGAAGGAAUUACAAAGAGAGUGAGAAGUUAUUUUGGUGUAGCUGGGACUUCUAUAAGUUAAAGAUGGAAAAGUGCCCAUUGGAUUUUGCAAUUAGAAAGUCUUUGGGAACCUUCGAGAGUGCAGUUUCACACUGGUACAGUGGAAGCAGAAGCCAAGCGGCAGUGAGUGUGGAGUGUCUGCAAGAAGCUUAGGUGAAAGGUGCAGGAGAGAAGUCAGCAAAUAUCUAGAGAGAAAUGUGGAAUCAAGGAAGUAUUUUUUUAGGAAGGAAGGGGGAAGAGACCAGUAGACAAAAAGACCUUGAAAGAUGCAGAAGAGAAAGGAGAAAUCCUGGGUCAGAAGAUCCCAGAGGGAGGGUAUGAGGUCAAGACAGAGGUGAAGGGAUUCGCUCUGAACAAAGGAAACAUCACAGCUGGGUGCAGUGCCUUUGACCUAUAAUCCCAGCUACUCAGAAGGCUGAAGCGGAAGGAUCACAGGUUCAAGGCCUGCCUGGGCAACUGAACAAGACCCUGUUAAAGAGAGGAGAAGUGAGAAGGGAAGGGAAGAGGAAAGGAGGAGAGGCGAGUGAGGGGACUAGUGGGAAAAUUAUUUCCUAAAAUCAAGAAGAAAGUUCGGCUUUCUUUACUGAGCUUCGGGGAACAGGAAAUUGUGAAAGUUCCCCUGUGAAGGAGUAAGAGUGGGAAAUAGGAGACAGGAAGAGAAAGGUAAAGUUUGGGGAUGGUUAAUAUAGGGACUUUGAGAAAGUUCUUAGUAGUUUAGGAUACAAUUAGAAGUGAGAACCAGUUGAGAAGAAAAGCAAAAAAUUUAAAUUAACAGGUGGUGAUGGGAGGGUGUCACGCAAGAUAAUUAGGAAAAUAAGGCAAAAGAAGUAGGCAUGAAGAUAUGAAGAGAAUGGGCAAUACAAAUAGGAAAAGAAAAUGAUGCCAGAAAGCAAAUGACAGAUGAAAAAAAGGACCAGUCAAAGGAAUAAUAGUCUCUAAUGAGCCCCAGUAGCAGUUGUGGUAACAGAGAGAGGGUAGUCAAAGCCUGUGCAGCUUCCAGAUGAGAGCAGCCACUGGACUAGAGAAGACUGUGAGCCUCGGAUCAGAAUCAGUGCCUGUGAGAGAGAGGUAAGGAAGUCCAUAGCCAAUGCUUAAUGGAACUAGAAGAGUCCUGUGACUCUAGGGAAGAACUCUCCCUCUGUGGGCCUCAGUUUCUGGAUCUGUUAAACAGGAAUAACCUAUGUUGCCUGGUCUCUAUGAGGCUCCAAAGAAAUAACCGUUUCAAAGUGCUUUGUACUCAAAAUCCCUCCUGUUGUCGUUCCUCUUCUAGAACCCACCUGCCCCAUCCCCUGCCCUUUUCCAGGGCAGCUCUAGGGUCUCCCAGUGACCCAGAGGCACAGAGAAGAGACCAUUCUACAUUCACUUACAUUUAGAGAGGGCAUCUGUCUUCCAAAGGAGGGAGCAGCUUGGACUGCUGGGACCCUAGGGAAAAAUCACAGGAUCAAACAUCUACCGCUCUUUGGAGAAGAAAGGACUUUCUAACAAUAAUAUAGCUACAUAACAAGGAUUUACUAACUAAAGUUUCUCAACAUUGAUUAUGUGUACCAUGAUAACAUCCACUUAAAUCAAUUAAUAGUCAACAAUAGAGGAAAAGUUACUCAGAUAAAUCCAUUCAAGGAAAUAGUAUGCAGCCAUUACAAAGUAUAUUUACAUAGACUGUGUGCUAAUGAGAAACUGAUUAUAAGUGGGAGAAUAAUAAAUAUGCCAUACAUGUCAUUUUAUAUUAUGAAAGGAAAUAAAACACCAAGUGUUAUUCGUUCAACAAUUAUUGGGCAUCUAUAUGUAUCAGGCCAUGUGUUUAAAAACUGUAUUUAAAAAACAAAACUAGCCAGGC